CCCCGAAGUGGACAGGCCCUGCAGUCAGUAGUCAGUCAGUCGCUGAAAAUGGCGACGAACGAUUCUAAAGCGCCGAUACGCCAUGUUAAAAGAGUCCAAUUCGGUAUUCUCUCCCCCGAUGAGAUCCGACGUAUGUCGGUCACUGAGGGAGGGAUUAAAUAUGCCGAAACUAUGGAAGGUGGUAGACCAAAGUUGGGUGGUCUCAUGGAUCCAAGGCAAGGUGUCAUUGAUCGAUCUUCCCGAUGCCAAACUUGUGCAGGAAACAUGACAGAAUGUCCUGGUCACUUUGGGCAUAUUGACUUGGCAAAACCAGUCUUUCAUGUAGGGUUUAUUAGCAAAACAAUAAAAAUAUUGAGAUGUGUUUGUUUCUACUGUUCAAAGCUCUUAGUUAGUCCUAACAAUCCCAAAAUUAAAGAAAUAGUAAUGAAAUCUAAAGGUCAGCCAAGAAAACGUUUGACCUUUGUGUAUGACUUGUGUAAAGGCAAACACAUUUGUGAGGGCGGUGAUGAGAUGGAUACGAACAAACAUAAUCCCGAUGAUCCUGGUAAAGAACAGCAAAGAAAACAAGGUCAUGGUGGAUGCGGUCGUUAUCAGCCCAAUUUACGAAGAGUUGGCUUAGAUGUAAGUGCAGAGUGGAAACACAUAAAUGAAGACUCCCAAGAGAAAAAAAUUGCUUUGACAGCUGAGAGAGUUUGUGAAAUCUUAAAGCACAUUACAGAUGAGGAAUGUUUUAUCCUUGGAAUGGAUCCCAAGUUUGCAAGGCCUGAUUGGAUGAUAGUGACAUGUCUACCAGUUCCACCACUGUGUGUUAGGCCAGCUGUUGUCAUGUAUGGAUCAGCUAGAAAUCAGGAUGAUUUAACACACAAACUAUCCGACAUUUUAAAGGCGAACAAUGAGUUACUUCGUAAUGAACAGGCUGGAGCUGCUACACAUGUUCUUGCCGAAAAUAUUAAGAUGCUUCAGUUCCAUGUAGCAACAUUGGUUGACAAUGACAUGCCAGGCUUACCAAGAGCAAUGCAGAAAAGUGGGAAACCACUUAAAGCAAUCAAAGCUAGACUGAAAGGAAAGGAAGGAAGAAUUCGUGGUAAUCUUAUGGGCAAAAGAGUGGAUUUUUCUGCUCGAACCGUCAUUACCCCUGACCCAAACUUAAGAAUAGAUCAAGUUGGUGUUCCUCGAUCAAUUGCUCAAAACCUCACAUUUCCUGAAAUUGUUACACCUUUUAACAUAGACAAAAUGCAAGAACUGGUUAGGAGAGGAAACUCACAGUACCCUGGAGCCAAAUAUAUUGUCAGAGACAAUGGAGAACGUAUUGACUUACGAUUUCAUCCUAAAACAUCAGAUCUCCACUUACAAUGUGGCUACAAAGUAGAACGCCAUAUUAGAGAUGGUGAUUUGGUUAUAUUCAACAGACAGCCUACCUUACACAAAAUGUCAAUGAUGGGCCAUAGAGUCAAAGUUUUGCCAUGGUCAACCUUCCGAAUGAAUCUCAGCUGCACUUCCCCCUACAAUGCUGACUUCGAUGGUGAUGAAAUGAAUUUACAUGUACCCCAGUCCAUGGAGACCCGUGCUGAAGUAGAGAAUAUCCAUGUCACUCCCCGUCAGAUCAUCACUCCCCAGGCAAAUCAGCCUGUCAUGGGUAUUGUACAGGAUACAUUAACAGCUGUCCGUAAAAUGACCAAAAGAGAUGUGUUUCUUGAAAAGGAACAAAUGAUGACCUUGUUGAUGUUUCUGCCCAUUUGGGAUGGUAAAAUGCCACAACCUUGUAUUUUAAAACCUAAGCCCCUCUGGACAGGUAAGCAAUUGUUUUCCCUCAUUAUUCCCGGAAAUGUGAACUUGAUCAGAACACACUCUACUCAUCCUGAUGAAGAGGAUGAUGGUCCAUAUAAAUGGAUUUCACCUGGUGAUACUAAGGUAAUGGUAGAGCAUGGGGAACUUAUAAAGGGUAUUCUUUGCAAGAAGACAUUGGGUACUUCUGCAGGAUCUCUUCUUCACGUCAUUUUCUUGGAAUUGGGACAUGAAGUUUGUGGCCAAUUUUAUGGUAAUAUUCAGACAGUAGUCAAUAAUUGGCUUCUCUUGGAAGGCCACUCCAUUGGUAUUGGUGACACAAUUGCCGAUCGGCAAACAUACUCUGUGAUUCAGAAUGCUAUUAAGAAAGCUAAAGCUGAUGUCAUAGAAGUUAUUCAGAAGGCUCACAAUAUGGAAUUGGAGCCAACACCCGGUAACACACUCAGGCAGACCUUUGAAAAUCAGGUCAAUCGUAUUCUCAAUGAUGCUCGUGAUAAAACUGGUGGAUCAGCGAAGAAGUCUUUGACUGAAUACAACAAUUUGAAAGCUAUGGUGGUAUCAGGUUCAAAAGGAUCCAACAUCAAUAUUUCCCAGGUUAUUGCUUGUGUAGGUCAGCAAAACGUAGAAGGUAAACGAAUUCCGUUUGGGUUCCGUAAGAGAACUUUGCCUCACUUCAUCAAAGACGAUUAUGGUCCUGAAUCAAGGGGAUUCGUAGAAAAUUCCUACCUUGCCGGUUUGACACCAUCAGAGUUCUACUUUCACGCUAUGGGAGGUCGAGAAGGUCUUAUUGAUACUGCUGUCAAAACUGCUGAAACAGGUUAUAUUCAACGUCGUUUGAUCAAAGCUAUGGAGUCUGUCAUGGUGAACUAUGAUGGGACUGUUCGUAAUUCUGUUGGUCAACUUAUUCAAUUGCGUUAUGGAGAGGAUGGCCUUUGUGGUGAAUCUGUAGAGUUCCAAAAUCUAUCAACCAUUAAGUUAUCUAACAAGGCAUUUGAGCGUAAGUUCAAAUUUGAUCCCACUAAUGAGUGUACUCUAAGAAGAAUCUUCAAUGAAGAUGUCAUGAAAGAGUUGAUGGGAUCUGGAGAAGUUGUGUCUGAACUGGAGAAGGAAUGGGAACAAUUGUGUAAGGACCGUGAGUCGCUUCGGCAAAUCUUCCCAAGUGGUACCAACAAAGUUGUACUUCCAUGUAACCUUCAAAGAAUGAUUUGGAAUGUUCAGAAAAUCUUCCACAUUAACAAAAGAGCUCCCACUGAUCUAAGUCCAAUACGAGUAAUUAGGGGUGUUCAAGAGCUUCUUCUGAAGUGUGUAAUUGUGGCAGGUGAAGACAGGCUGAGCAAAAUGGCUAAUGAAAAUGCCACACUAUUGUUCCAGUGCCUGGUCAGAUCAACACUUUGUACAAAGUGUGUGGCAGAAGAGUUUAGGUUAUCUUCGGAAGCCUUUGAAUGGUUAAUUGGUGAAAUUGAAACAAGAUUUCAGCAGGCGCAAUGUUCACCAGGUGAAAUGGUAGGUGCAUUGGCUGCUCAGUCUCUGGGUGAACCUGCCACCCAAAUGACAUUGAACACUUUCCACUUUGCUGGUGUGUCAUCAAAGAACGUAACUCUUGGUGUGCCUAGGCUGAAGGAAAUUAUCAACAUCAGUAAGAAGCCUAAAGCCCCAUCUCUAACCGUUUUUCUCUCUGGUGUCGCAGCAAGGGAUGCUGAGAAAGCCAAAAAUGUCCUUUGUCGAUUGGAACAUACCACCCUUCGAAAGGUCACAGCAAAUACUGCUAUUUAUUACGACCCAGAUCCUCAAAACACGGUAAUUUCUGAAGAUCAAGAAUUUGUGAAUGUGUACUAUGAAAUGCCAGACUUUGACCCCACAAGAAUAUCACCAUGGCUUCUUCGUAUUGAACUUGACCGCAAGCGAAUGACUAAUCAGAAGCUCACUAUGGAACAGAUUGCUGAAAAAAUUAAUGCUGGUUUCGGUGAAGAUUUGAGCUGCAUUUUCAACGAUGAUAACGCUGAAAAGCUUGUACUUCGUAUUUGUAUAAUGAACAGUGAUGAGAGCAAAUUCCAAGAUGAGGAGGAGCAAGUUGAUAAAAUGGAAGAUGACAUGUUCUUACGGUGUAUUGAGGCCAACAUGCUAUCUGAUAUGACACUUCAGGGCAUUGAAGGAAUUGGAAAAGUGUACAUGCAUCUCCCUCAAACAGAUUCCAAAAAGAGAAUUUUUAUAACAGAAACUGGAGAAUUCAAGGCAAUUGCUGAAUGGCUUCUUGAAACUGAUGGUACUAGUCUGAUGAAGGUUUUAAGUGAGAGGGAUGUUGAUCCUGUGAGAACAUUUUCCAACGACAUCUGUGAAAUUUUCCUAGUUCUGGGGAUUGAAGCCGUCAGAAAAUCUGUUGAGAAAGAAAUGAAUGCCGUGCUUUCCUUCUAUGGUCUUUAUGUAAACUACAGACACUUGGCUUUGCUUUGUGAUGUCAUGACAGCCAAAGGUCAUCUUAUGGCUAUUACCCGUCAUGGAAUCAACAGACAAGACACUGGAGCUCUCAUGAGGUGCUCAUUUGAAGAAACUGUUGAUGUGCUAAUGGAUGCUGCUUCUCAUGCUGAAGUAGAUCCUAUGAGAGGAGUGUCCGAAAAUAUUAUCUUGGGCCAGUUACCACGUAUGGGGACAGGGUGUUUUGAUCUUCUCUCGGAUGCGGAAAAAUGCAAGUAUGGUAUUGAAAUACCCAUGAAUAUUGGCAUGGGUAUGGGAGGAGGAAUGCUGUUUGGAUCUGCAGCCACACCAUCCAGUCCUCAAAUGACUCCAUGGAAUCAAGCUGGAACUCCCAUGUAUGGAAGUGUAUGGUCACCCCACAUGGACAGUGGUAUGACUCCAGCUGGAAUUGCAUUUUCUCCAUCUGCAUCUAGUGAUGCCAGUGGCCUUUCACCGGCUUAUUCAUGGAGCCCAACUCCUGGUUCACCUGGCUCCCCAGGUCCUUCAAUGAGUCCUUAUAUUCCGGCCAGUCCUGGUGGGGCUAGGUCUCCCAGUUAUUUUCCAUCAAGCCCUGCAUAUGCUCCUACCUCCCCAAGCAUGGCAGCUUCACCCAACUACAGCCCAACUUCACCAUAUUACUCCCCACCAAGCCUAAGCUAUAGUCUAACCAGCUACAGCCCUACAAGUCCCAGCUGCACUCCUACCAGUCCCUUAUAUUCUCCAACCAGCCCACCUUACUGUCAUACAAGUCCUUCAUAUUCUCCAACUAGCCCCUCCUAUUCUCCAACCAGCCCCUCCUUUUCUCCAACCAGCCCCUCCUAUUCUCCAACCAGCCCCUCCCCCUCCUAUUCUCCAACCAGCCCCUCCUAUUCUCAUUUGGAAGAGGGGGAGGCAAUGUGAGCUACCCACUAAUAAUUAAAACAAGCAUAUGAAAGGAAA
This is a messenger RNA of Frankliniella occidentalis (western flower thrips), 5175 nucleotides long. RefSeq names its product DNA-directed RNA polymerase II subunit RPB1-like. Gene Ontology annotation, cellular component: RNA polymerase II, core complex. Lineage: Eukaryota; Metazoa; Arthropoda; Insecta; Thysanoptera; Thripidae. Gene Ontology annotation, biological process: transcription by RNA polymerase II. Gene Ontology annotation, molecular function: DNA binding. The record is from RefSeq and is a predicted model, not a curated record.